UAGUAUCAGUUUGUUUACACGGAUUAUUGCAUAUUAUAGCAACAACCAAAAGACGAUAGCUGUGAGCUCAGUUCUUAGCGGUCUUGCUGCACACCCGCACGUACAAGAUGGCACUCAGCAGAGAAGACAUACUGCUGCUGUUUGACGUGGAUGGGACGUUAACUAAACCACGGGUUGCAAUCGAUGACGAGUUCAAACAGUUUCUGUACAAUGAAGUUCGUCCCAGGGCUACGAUCGGUGUCGUCGGAGGGUCCGAUCUGGAGAAAAUGUUUGAACAGUUGAACGGGCGCGAAAUUCUGGAGAAGUUCGAUUACGUCUAUCCGGAAAAUGGUCUGUUGCAGUACGAAAAAGGUGCGGAAGUGGGGAGAGUGUCGAUUGCCGUGCAUUUAGGAGAGGAAGUGCUACAACGAUUUAUAAAUUUCGUUCUGCAUUAUCUCUCAGAACUGAACAUUCCAGUAAAAAGAGGAACGUUUAUUGAGUUCCGGAAUGGUAUGCUGAAUGUUAGUCCUAUAGGAAGGAAUUGUUCCGCGGAGGAAAGGAAGGAAUUCUUUGAGUAUGAUAAAACGAAUCACAUUAGACAGCAGAUGAUCGACGUGUUAAGGAAAGAGUUUAGAGAUGUUGAUUUAACGUAUAGCAUUGGAGGCCAAAUCAGCUUUGAUGUCUUUCCGAACGGUUGGGAUAAGACCUACUGUUUGAAGCAUGCCACCAAAGGGACCAGUUUUAAGGAAAUUCAUUUCUUUGGUGAUAAAACCGAUCCCGGUGGAAACGAUUAUGAAAUCUUUAUGGAUUCUCGAACGAUUGGACACAAGGUUACUAGCCCUGAAGACACGAAACGUCAGUUGAAAGAACUGCUUAACAUUUGAGUUUCCAUAGCAUUUAU
Molecule: messenger RNA, 880 nt
Organism: Topomyia yanbarensis
Lineage: Eukaryota; Metazoa; Arthropoda; Insecta; Diptera; Culicidae
Gene: Pmm2
Product: phosphomannomutase
Exons: 2
Coding region: 108-863 (251 amino acids)
Biological process (GO): protein N-linked glycosylation; GDP-mannose biosynthetic process; mannose metabolic process
Cellular component (GO): cytosol
Molecular function (GO): phosphomannomutase activity
Source: RefSeq, a predicted model, not a curated record